This is a messenger RNA of Propithecus coquereli (Coquerel's sifaka), 798 nucleotides long. RefSeq names its product NFU1 iron-sulfur cluster scaffold (gene NFU1). Gene Ontology annotation, molecular function: iron-sulfur cluster binding; iron ion binding. Gene Ontology annotation, cellular component: mitochondrion. The record is from RefSeq and is a predicted model, not a curated record. NCBI's taxonomy places the organism in Eukaryota, Metazoa, Chordata, Mammalia, Primates, Indriidae. Gene Ontology annotation, biological process: iron-sulfur cluster assembly. The transcript is spliced from 8 exons. Bases 15 to 668 code for a protein of 217 amino acids.
CACCUCGGACUAAGAUGGCGGCGGCGGCGGCGGCGGCCUGGCGGGGCUGUGGAGCGGCUGCUGCUGCCGCAGGGCUUCGCAGGCGAUUCUGUCUUGUGAUGAAGAAUCCAUACACCAUUAAGAAAUAUCCUCUGCAUCAAUUUGUACAGAAACCACUUUUCCUGCUACCUGCAGCCCCAUGUAACACAGGUCUAGAUUUACUUAAGCAGUUAUUUAGGAUUGAAGGAGUAAAAAGUGUCUUCUUUGGACCAGAUUUUAUCACUGUCACUAAGGAAAAUGAAGAAUUAGACUGGAAUUUACUGAAACCAGAUAUUUAUGCAACAAUCAUGGACUUCUUUGCAUCUGGCUUACCCUUAGUUACUGAGGAAGCAUCUUCAGGAGAAGCAGGAUCUGAAGAAGAUGACGAAGUUGUGGCAAUGAUUAAGGAAUUGUUAGAUACUAGAAUACGGCCGACUGUGCAGGAAGAUGGAGGAGAUGUAAUCUAUAAAGGCUUUGAAGAUGGCAUUGUACAGCUAAAACUCCAAGGUUCUUGUACCAGCUGCCCCAGUUCAAUCAUUACUCUGAAAAAUGGAAUUCAGAACAUGCUGCAGUUUUAUAUUCCAGAGGUAGAAGGUGUAGAACAGGUUAUGGAUGAUGAAUCGAAUGAAAAAGAAGCAAACUCACCUUAAAAUAAUCUGGAUUUUCUUUGGGCUCAAAAGUUGGACUUGUUGACAAUAUAUACCAAGAUUUUAUUAUUAAUAUGCUAAGGAACUUGAGGAUUAAUAAAAUAUGCCCUUUCUUCAGAGAAUGAUAUAUAAA